This is a messenger RNA of Drosophila novamexicana, 941 nucleotides long. RefSeq lists its product as uncharacterized. The transcript is spliced from 2 exons. NCBI's taxonomy places the organism in Eukaryota, Metazoa, Arthropoda, Insecta, Diptera, Drosophilidae. The coding region runs from base 132 to 908 and encodes 258 amino acids. The record is from RefSeq and is a predicted model, not a curated record.
AAUGUUUGUGCUAUAUAUGUGUUAAGCUUCACAGUCCAUCUAAACUUACACCAGAAAUUACUUUUUCCAAAUGCGAUAGGCCAAUCCUUUCAUUUCCAUCCGUAACACCAUCCAUCCACCUAGUUCAUUCAAUGGCGGAAAACAGUUGCUGCAAAUGGAAGGAAAUAUUAAGUAAAAAUUUACCACGUAAAUGUCCAGCGAAUUGUUUCAAUCCAUUGAAUGGACCAUGUCCCGACUACAAAAUCGUCGAUGUCGUUAACCGGGAGGCCAGCGUUGUGAAAGCCAUACUCGAACCGGAGCCGCCCAUCCGCCGGAUAAUAGACACAAAGGCGCUCUGUUCCAAGUGCUGCGGCCUGGCCGAAAACACGCCGGAAAAGUGUUGUAACUUGUGUGACGCCCAAAAUGCUACCCAAAGAAAUAAUUUAUGUUCAGCUGCGUGCAGACCGCUCGGCACAAAGCUGCACUUGCAAGAGUGGACGAAACGCCCUCGACCGAAGCCCACGUAUAAGCACAGUGUUUUUGUGGAUAGUGAAACGUUAGCUGGACGUGUGUUUCCCGUCAAGUUUCGCUUACGUCGAAUAAAAAACCAUUGUAGCGAUUGUGGAAAGGAGCUGUACUUCCGUGAUCCCAUUACGGACAACUCAAACGUGGUUGUGCUCACGAACUGCUGCGACGUCAAGGUAUAUCACAACAGGGCACUCGAGAACUGGCACCGGGUGCCCAUUCUAUCCAUAACCGGUGACAGCAAGAUGAAAAAGAAAACAAUCAAUGAAAUAUGCCAACUGGAACCCAAGAAACUGCCGCCAGUUGUGGACAUAAUCGCCAAACCAAUUGACAAAUUGACCAGUAAUCAACGUAAAAGUAAAAAGGGCAAGAAGGGCAAGAAGGGAAAGAAAGGAAAGAAAUAAUGCUUUGGAAUAAAGUCGUCACUUAAAAACUAA